AUGGUGAAGCCUGAUCCCAUCGUAUGGAACCCGUAUUUGGGACAAGUCAGGUUGAUCAAACCCAGCAAAAAAUUAUACAUCAGUUAUAAGUAUUGUAUGGGAUACGACAACAAGAACAACCACAAAAUCUUGAGGAGGUUGUUUUAUCAAGGUACUGUUGAGUAUGAAAUAUACGAUUUUAAAUCUGAUUCAUGGAGAGUUCUUGAUGUGACUUGUAACUGGAUUAUACAUCAUUAUCGCCAGGGCUUCUCUUUGAAAGGAAAUACUUACUUUGUCGCUCAAGGAAGAGAAGAAGGGUUGAGAGAAUCUUUAAUCUGUUUUGAUUUUACAAGUGAGAGAUUCAGACAUUGUCUUGAUCAGGAAUCUAACUACAGUAAGGGAGACUCUGUGAUUCUAUCUUCUGCUGGUGAAGAGCAGCUUGCAGUGUUAUUUCACCGCGUGGAUACAUAUGAGAUUGAGAUACGGAUUACUACAAAGAUUGAGGCCGAUGAUGUGACAUGGACAAGUUUCUUGAAAAUUGAUGUGGAGCCGUUCGAGUCCAGUGGAAUGUUUUGGAAGUUUCUUCGGUAUGGGAUUUUCUACGUCGACGAGAAAAACAAAGCGGCAUUGAUUUGUGAUUAUCACUGCAGCAGAGCUUACGUGAUUGGAGAGGAUAAUUACUUCAAAGUAGUUUCUCUAGGAGAAUCUACAGGUUCGCCAGUUGUGUGCUCUUAUGUUCCUAGUUCGGUGCAGAUUCAGAAAGGUCAAGUGGAUAAAGCAGAGGAGCUUGAUGGUGGAGGAGGUAACAAAACCGUUGUAUGGCUUGAUGACGUCGGAGCUCUCGUGGUAACGGGACUGCAGUGGCGAAGGAAGAAGACAACAAUGACCUCCCGGCUCUCGUGA
Brassica napus (rape) is the source of this 882-nucleotide messenger RNA. RefSeq names its product putative F-box protein At3g19560. The transcript is spliced from 2 exons. Lineage: Eukaryota; Viridiplantae; Streptophyta; Magnoliopsida; Brassicales; Brassicaceae. Bases 1 to 882 code for a protein of 293 amino acids. The record is from RefSeq and is a predicted model, not a curated record.